AUGCCCGCCUCGAGGCUGCGGGGCGAGGGGCACCAACUGCCUCUGUCUCACUUUCUCACGACUUCCUUUGAGAUCGAGAGGAGCCAGUCUGUGGCAGUGGACCAAUUAGUCGCAACGGAUAUGAGCGGCAGCAAUGGCCAUGGUGCUGCCAAUGGUGUGCUUGAUACCCAUGACAGGCAAUUCACCUUCCGGGCAGUUGGGAUGGGCCUGCUGGUUGGGGUGGUAAUGUGCUGCUCCAACAUGUACUUUGGGCUUCAAUCAGGUUGGGUUACAAUGGGGAGCCUGCAGUCCGCGGUGCUGGGCUUUGGAGCAUUCAAGGCUCUUCAAAAGUGCGGUCUGGGGAGGGGUUUCAGCAUGGCAGAGAAUGUGAUUCUGCAGACAACUGCUGUGGCUACAGCAACCAUGCCUCUCACAGCAGGUUAUGUGGGUAUCAUCCCUGCCUUGGGCAUGCUCACACCCACAGACAACCCACCGAAUGGCCAUGUGGUGCUGAGCGUGCUGCAGCUCAUCCUCUGGUCCCUGGCGGUUGCCUAUCUUGGAGUCUUCACAGCUGUGCCCCUGCGUGCACAGACCAUCGUGAGGGAACGGUUAAGGUUCCCGUCGGGUGCCGCAACAGCAAAGGUCAUACAGCUGAUGCACAACGAGUCAGGGGUGCAGGCCUAUGAGCGGCUUGAUAAUGUGGAGGGAGGGGAGGAUGGAGCAGGAAUUGAGGAACGGGCAGCAGGGGCUCACACUGGAAUAAGCUCCGACGCUGAACACCUCGUGUGGGCCUCUGAGUCGCCAGUCCCGCCGCAAGAAAUACCCGAAAUUGGGCGUGCGGGAACGAUGCAGUCACUCUUAUCAUCGUUGAGCGCAAAGAUGCGAAGCAUUGAGGAGGAGGAAGAGGGGCAUGAAGAGUUGGGAGUGUCAGGGGACUGGAAGACUUCAUGUGUGGCCUUGCUUGUGGCUUUUUCGUUUGCCUUUUUGUAUAAAAUGGUUGCUGAGCUGGUGGCUGUUUGCCACAGCGACGGCUUGCCUACAGAGGUGGAGGGGCAGAGUUGUCGAUACAUCUUCAAGGACUUCCCUGUGUUUAGCUGGCUGGGCUUCAAAGCAGCCACCGAGUGGGGUUGGAUCUUGAGCUUGAAGAUGGGGUACAUCGGCCAGGGCAUGAUCAUGGGCCCCCGUACAUGCUGGUCAAUGCUUGCCGGGGCCCUCACUGGCUUUGCAUGGCUAGGGCCUAUAGCCAGGAGGCGUGGGUGGGCUCCAGGGCCCAUCAGCAGCACAGAGAACGGUGCAACAGGUUGGGUUCUCUGGGUCUCUCUCGCCGUCAUGCUCAGCGACAGCCUGGUGUCACUGCUGCUUCUGCUGCUUGCAACACUGGUGAUGAAAUUGGGCAACAGACGAUCGCAACGGCACGUUUUCAAAGCAGCGCCCACUCCAGACGGUGGCGACAUACCCACCUCUUGGUGGGUUGGGGGUCUCCUUGCUGCGACUGUGUUGUGCACCGCGGUGGUGUCACCGAUGUUCUCCAUGGCGGUCUAUGAGCCCAUCGUGGCUGUCCUGCUGGCGUUGCUGGUCGCCGUCCUGGCAGUGAGGGCGCUUGGGGAAACAGACCUGAACCCUGUCAGCGGCGUUGGCAAAAUCUCACAGAUUGUCUUUGCUGGACUGGCGCCUGGCCGGGUUGUUCCGAAUCUGAUUGCGGGAGCCAUCGCCGAGGCGGGGGCCACACAGGCGGGCGACAUGAUGCAAGACUUCAAGACGGCGCAUCUCUUGGGCGUGUCCCCCCGCCCCCAGUUCAUCGCCCAGCUGAUCGGCGCCACGCUGAGCGUGGGCGUCUCAGUCGUCGCCUAUGACCUCUUCACGAGCGCCUGGCCCGUGCCCGGCCCAGAGCUCAAGGUGCCCACGGCCAGCAUGUGGCUCGACAUGGCGCGCCUCUUCAACGGCGGGUCCCUCCCAGCCAAGGUCGCGGAAUUCGCCGCCGCGGGGGCGGCCCUGGCCGCCGCCGUGGUCAUCCUGCAGCACUACCUCAAAUUUCGGUCCCUCGGGCCCUACGCCAACUUGCUGCCUAGCGGCAUUGGGUUUGCCGUGGGCAUGUACGUCGGGCCGCAGCUGACGCUGCCGAGGUUCCUGGGGUCGCUGGCCGAGCAGGUGUGGCUGUGGGCGUCGCCGGCCUCCCAUGCGUCGCUCAUGAUCGUGGUGGCCAGCGGGCUGGUGCUUGGCGAGGGCACGGCGGCGAUCGUGGUGGCCGCCGUCAAGGCGUCCCAGGCUUGA
Molecule: messenger RNA, 2250 nt
Organism: Ostreobium quekettii
Lineage: Eukaryota; Viridiplantae; Chlorophyta; Ulvophyceae; Bryopsidales; Ostreobiaceae
Source: the annotation of a GenBank genome assembly